Molecule: messenger RNA, 616 nt
Organism: Cynara cardunculus var. scolymus (artichoke)
Lineage: Eukaryota; Viridiplantae; Streptophyta; Magnoliopsida; Asterales; Asteraceae
Product: 30S ribosomal protein S31, mitochondrial
Exons: 1
Coding region: 76-348 (90 amino acids)
Biological process (GO): plastid translation
Cellular component (GO): plastid; ribosome
Source: RefSeq, a predicted model, not a curated record
CAAAAAGUACGAGGAAGACGAAACUAUCAUUUGCAGGUCGCGCUCACAUUUAGGGUUUAAGCUGCAAUCGGAGAGAUGGCGAUGUUGAUGCAACGAUGGAGCACGACGGCGAAGCGGUUACUUGUCACGGCUGAGCAACGGUACGCAUUUACAUCACUAUCUCCAUCCUCAACGCCGCCUGUUCCAGCGCUGUGCGGGAGAGGGGAUAAGAGGACGAAGAGGGGGAAGAUUUUCAAAGGAUCUUAUGGAAACUCGAGGCCAAAGAAGGAGAAGAAGAUUCAACGCAUUAAGGAUAAGGUCGAGGUCCCCAGGUCAACCCCUUGGCCUCUUCCUUUUAAACUCAUCUGAUUUCCAUAAUGUAAGCCCUAAUUUCAGUAUGACUGUAAUUUUUCAAGAAUUCUGGUCUUGUUGAUGUUCUGUAAUCAACUAUUGGUUUUGAAAUUUGAUACAGUUUAUCGUUCAAAUGAAUAAUCCACUGAUCAUUUUGAUCUGCACACUAUAUCAACAUAUGUACAUUUGAUUUGUUUGAAAAAUCAACUGUACGGAUGUUCUUGUUGAUGACUGUCAUUGAUAUGAUGUUUGAUUAUAUAUAAUUUACUCACCGGUGGUUUUGAUU